GUUGGCGUCGGCGCGCUCCUGCCCUGCGGGAGGCGAGACCACAGAUCCGGAGGCGCUGGACCCCGACCCGGGUGCCCGGACGAGAGGCUGGCACGCAGACGGCAGGACACCCCCAAUUAUGCUUCCCAGCGCCGUGGCUGCCCACGCUGGCGCCUACUGGGACGUAGUGGCUUCCUCCGGGCUGCUGAACCUCCCCGCCGCACCGGGUUUUGGCAACCUGGGCAAGAGUUUCUUGAUCGACAAUUUAUUGAGGGUCGGGGGCACCCCGCCGCUUGGACUGCAGCCACCUCUGCCCCCCGUCCCCGCGGCCACUGUCACAGCAUCCGCAGGCGCGCAGGUUCGGACCCUGCCAGCAAGCCCGGUACCGCUCAAGUUGUGCCCCUCUGCGGAGCCACUCAGUCCGGCUGUGGAGCCCUAUGGCACGCGCUGGGCCUUCCAAGUGCUCAGCCCCACGGCGGAGGGUGCCAGGCUUCCUGGCCGAUCCCCCGGAGACCCAGAUUGUCGCUACCCACCUUCCACUCCAGUGCCUUCCAAACCUUUUUUCCUGAGCUCUCCACCAUUCUACUCCGAGUGCUGCGGUGGAUCCUGUCAGCGCCCUGCAUCCCCCACUGCUUUCCCAAGAGAAGAGAGUGUGCUGCCUCUCUUCACACAGGAAUCGAAUUCCAAGGCUCGAAGGGGGAUUUUAAGAAGAGCUGUCUUUUCUGAAGAUCAGAGAAAGGCUCUGGAGAAAAUGUUUCAGAAGCAGAAAUAUAUCAGUAAAACAGAUAGAAAGAAACUAGCCAUCAACUUGGGACUAAAAGAAUCUCAGGUGAAAAUUUGGUUUCAGAACAGAAGGAUGAAAUGGCGGAAUUCCAAAGAAAAGGAGGUGCUUUCCAACAGGUGUCUUCAAGAAGUAGGCCUUCAAGAGGAGUCUCUCUCACAACCAGAGUUGGGUCUCUCUUCACCUUGUUCUUCGCUUUGGAGAGUUUCCCAACAGCACCCAAAUCCGAGAUGGGGGGAGAACUCACAAGAACCUUCAGAAACAUUUAUCAAGCAAGCUUCAGGUGCAACACCCCCAAAAGCGAAUGUACUGCAAGGUGCCUUAUAUUUGUGUUCGGAAAAAGAAUCUGGGGACAAGGGUGUACUUACUGGGGCUGCCUGAGUAAAAGCACUUCUCCAAAAUAAUUUAAGAGAAUGCUUUACUAGUAAUAUUUGGACUCAAAUCCAGCUAGCUGUGCCUUAUCAAACCUAACACCUUUGGAGUGAUGCAUAACUACUUCUCUCCAGUGUUCUCUUAGCUGGGUCCUAGAUUCAGACCUGAUUUGUAAGUAGGAAAAAUUUUCCACAAAGUGUUAUGGAAUA
Messenger RNA from Suncus etruscus (white-toothed pygmy shrew), 1341 nucleotides. It is a transcript of the gene DBX2, whose product is annotated as developing brain homeobox 2. The record is from RefSeq and is a predicted model, not a curated record. Gene Ontology annotation, biological process: regulation of transcription by RNA polymerase II. The transcript is spliced from 4 exons. Gene Ontology annotation, molecular function: DNA-binding transcription factor activity, RNA polymerase II-specific; DNA binding. NCBI's taxonomy places the organism in Eukaryota, Metazoa, Chordata, Mammalia, Eulipotyphla, Soricidae. The coding region runs from base 119 to 1141 and encodes 340 amino acids.